Hyaloscypha bicolor E is the source of this 1156-nucleotide messenger RNA. Its product is annotated as 23S ribosomal RNA methyltransferase. Bases 54 to 1022 code for a protein of 322 amino acids. The transcript has 6 exons. Lineage: Eukaryota; Fungi; Ascomycota; Leotiomycetes; Helotiales; Hyaloscyphaceae. Gene Ontology annotation, biological process: RNA methylation. Gene Ontology annotation, cellular component: mitochondrion. Gene Ontology annotation, molecular function: rRNA (uridine-2'-O-ribose)-methyltransferase activity. The record is from RefSeq and is a predicted model, not a curated record.
UGCAUUCGCAAACCGCUUCGUGGGCAAUCUUUGGAGACUGUUCCAGAGCUUGCAUGCCACGGCCAUGGAGAAAUCUAGUACCAUCUCGUCAAUUUCGUAGCCAAUUGCAAACUCUAUGCUCACAUCCACGGAAUUCUUCCUCUUCGACAAGAUGGAAGAGCAGACAAGGCAGAGACUCGUAUGCACGAGAAGCGAAGGUCCAAGGACUGAAGAGCAGAGCUGCUUUCAAGUUGCUAGAGAUUGAUGCAAAGUACAAACUGUUUAAAAAAGGCCAGACCGUUGUUGAUCUUGGCUAUGCACCAGGAAGUUGGUCACAGGUCGCGGUAGAACGGACAAAGCCCAAUGGCAGAAUCCUCGGCAUCGAUAUUAUUCCUGCGCAACCACCCAAAGGCGUGUCAACGAUACAAGGCAACUUCCUAUCUGUGGGAGUACAAGAGGAGGUGAAGCGAUUCCUCUCAGAUCCUGGUCGAGGACGGCCCAAGCAACAAUUAUUUUUAAUGCAUGAAGACACUGGGGUCACAGAGGCGGUAAUUGAAGAGGAUCGUAGCUAUAUAGACCUCGAACGACAUGCGGACGAUCCGCCAGAAGGAGGUAGCACACUUAACAAGAGGGGCAAGAAAGCUCAAGAUCUGGGAAAGACGGUGGAUGUUAUUUUGAGUGAUAUGUCCGAACCCUGGGAACAGACUACCGGUUUCUGGAAGAGAACUCUAAGUAAUCCUUAUAGGAUGAUGAACACGAGCGGCAUUACCUUCAGAGACCAUGCUGGAAGUAUGGACCUCUGUGCGGCAGCAUUGCAUUUCGCUCACGAUACCCUUCGAACCGGUGGCCACUUCAUUUGCAAAUUUUACCAAGGCGCCGAGGAUAAGGAUUUUGAAAGGGAGUUGAAGAAGAUGUUUAGAACCGUGCACAGGGAAAAGCCGGAAUCUUCAAGAAGUGAAUCCAAAGAGGCGUAUUUUGUGGCACUGUGGAGGAAAGUUGAUGUUGAGGAUUCGAGUGCUAGUGAUUCAAAUGAGGUUACUUAAUGAAAACUGCUUUCAUAAACCUCGACUUCUGGAAUUUUGCAGUAGUUAGGUAUGCUUCCUGAGCGAGUGCAGACCAUGCGAAACCAUAGCAGCAAAAUGCUAAAGACAGGCUCCGUGCUUGACGUCAAGGCCUC